Nothobranchius furzeri (turquoise killifish) is the source of this 4487-nucleotide messenger RNA. RefSeq names its product SCY1 like pseudokinase 2 (gene scyl2). Gene Ontology annotation, biological process: protein phosphorylation. The record is from RefSeq and is a predicted model, not a curated record. Lineage: Eukaryota; Metazoa; Chordata; Actinopteri; Cyprinodontiformes; Nothobranchiidae. Gene Ontology annotation, molecular function: protein kinase activity; ATP binding.
GCAACCCGGAAGUGGUGUUUAGUUUUAUUAGCAUGCUGAGCUAAUUCUUUUCGUCUGCAACUGGAAAACAUGGGGGAUGUGUUUCACAGCCAUCAAUGACAACGUUGCUACCCACUAUCAAUUUGUAGCAAGGCUGUAAAACCAAAGGUUGUUUUUAUUUAAGCUGCUGGGCCACGCCUGACAAUGGAGUCCAUGUUGAACAAGUUAAAAAGCACGGUCACUAAAGUGACAGCAGAUGUCACCAGCGCCGUUAUGGGAAACCCGGUGACGAGAGAGUUCGAGGUCGGGCGGCAUAUAGCGAGUGGCGGUCCCGGGCUGUGCUGGAGGAUUUAUAACGGCACCAAGAAGUCCACCAAACAGGAAGUGGCGGUGUUUGUGUUUGACAAGAAGAUUAUUGACAAAUACCAGAAAUUUGAUAAGGACCAAAUCAUCGAUUCGCUGAAAAAAGGAGUGCAACAGCUGACCCGACUGCGUCACCCUCGUCUCUUGACCGUGCAGCAUCCUCUGGAGGAGUCACGAGACUGCUUAGCAUUCUGCACAGAGCCCGUGUUCGCCAGUUUAUCUAAUGUGUUGGGCCAGUGGGACAACCUGCCCAGUCCUGUGCCCAACGACAUCAAAGAGUACAAACUCUUCGAUGUGGAAACAAAAUACGGCUUACUACAGAUCUCGGAGGGUUUGUCUUUUCUCCACGGCGGGGUAAAAAUGGUCCACGGCAACCUGUGCCUAGAAAAUAUCAUCCUCAACAAGAGUGGAGCCUGGAAAAUAAUGGGCUUUGACUUCAGCAUCUCCUCCGUCAACCCCUCAGACGCUGAGCCUAAGUACUCCUGUAAGGAGUGGGAGCCCAACCUUCCUCCCCUGUGCCUCCCUAACCCCGAGUACUUGGCCCCUGAAUACAUCCUGUCUGUCAGCUGUGACGCCGCCUCUGACAUGUACUCCCUCGGUGUGGUCAUGCACUCCGUGUUCAACGAAGGCAAGCCCGUGUUCCAAGUCAACAAGCACGACAUCUUUAAGAGUUUCAGCAGGCAGCUGGAUCAGCUGAGCAACAUGAACCCAGCCCUGCUGAACAAAAUCCCAGAGGAGGUGCGGGAGCACGUCAAGAUGCUGCUCAGCGUGACUCCAAACGUCCGUCCCGACGCCGACCAGAUGACCAAGAUUCCCUUUUUUGAUGACGUUGGUGCCGUGACCCUCCAGUACUUCGACACCCUCUUCCAAAGAGACAACCUCCAGAAGUCCCAGUUCUACAAAGGACUCCCCAAAGUUCUGCCCAAGCUACCAAAGAGAGUUGUGGUUUAUCGCAUCCUGCCAGCGUUGACCUCUGAGUUUGUCAACCCAGACAUGGUCCCCUUUGUGCUUCCCAACGUUCUGCUGAUUGCAGAGGAUUGCACCAAGGAGGAGUACGUCCGCCUCAUCCUGCCUGACCUAACGCCUGUGUUCAAACAGCAGGAGCCCAUCCAGGCUAGUAACAUGAUCCUGCUGAUAUUCUUGCAAAAGAUGGACCUGCUUCUGACAAAGACGCCUUCAGAGGACAUCAAGAACAGUGUCCUCCCAAUGGUCUACAGAGCUCUUGAGGCUCCUUCAGUUCAGAUCCAGGAGCUGUGUCUGAACAUCAUCCCAACAUUCGCCAACCUGAUUGACUACCCGGCCAUGAAGAAUUCCCUCAUCCCCCGCAUCAAAUCGGCCUGCUUACAAACUUCCUCGUUGGCUGUUCGAGUGAAUUCUCUGGUUUGUCUGGGAAAGAUUUUGGAAUAUCUGGAUAAGUGGUUUGUCAUUGAUGAGAUCCUGCCGUUCCUGCUGCAGAUCCCCUCUAGAGAGCCCGCAGUGCUGAUGGGCGUUUUAGGAAUCUAUAAAUGCACAUUUAGCCACAAGAAGCUUGGGAUCCCUAAAGAGCAUCUCGCCACUAAGAGCCUACCCCACCUGGUGUCUCUUAGCAUAGACAACAACCUGAACCUUAAUCAGUUUAACUCUUUCAUGGUGGUUAUCCGCGAAAUGCUGAGUCGCAUGGAGGCCGAACACAAGACCAAGCUGGAGCAGCUGCACGCGAUGCAGGAGCAGCAGAGGAGUCUGAACAUCUCUAAUCCAGCAAACCAAUCAGAAGAUAGGAAGAGUCCACCCAGCUCUGGAAACCAGAUUGAUGACAUCUUUGGCAGCACGAGUGUUAAUGGGAAGGAAAACGGAUCCUCGGUUGCGACCUCACAGCCUAACAGGAUGUCUCUGACUCUGGAGGAGAAGCAGAGGCUGGCUAAGGAGCAGGAGCAGGCAGCCAAGCUGAGGAGCCAGCAGCCGUUGGCGCCGCAGAGCAUCAAACCAGCAGCCAACACCAACUCACAGACGAAGGACCUGACCAGCAGUCUGAUGAACAACAUGACGUCUCUGUCCCUGGCUGGCUCCGCACGGCCGCCUCCAGUUCAGGGCUCCACCAUGUCUGCCUUCCCUUCCUCCAGCCCCAUGGCUGGCUCCAUGGGUGCCCCAGUUUCUAAUGGUUUCAACCCAGCUAUGGGCUUCCAGACAGCAAGCGUGGGAAUGGGAAUGGGAAUGGGUCCGUCAGGUCCCGGCUUCUACGGCGGCAUGGCCUCCACCACCAGCACCCCAAACUUUGGAGCCCUAACUCAGGGAGCGGUGGGACAGAGCGGUAAACCUCCUGACAUGUCCGCCUUGGACAGUCUGUUCACGCCCAACAAGCCCAAAGUCCCGCUCAAACAAAUGGGUCCAAUAGCGCCACCUGGAGCCAACACAGCCUGGCUCAGUCAGUUUGGUUCAGCCCAGAACGCUCAGACUCCGAUGCAGGGUGUGUCUGUGGGCUUGGGAGGGAUGUCCAGUGGCUUUGGGAUGCAAGCAAACCCGUUUUUCAGCCCGCAGAACUUUUCUCAACCGGCUGCUCCGAGCAUGAACCCGACUGGCGUUAAACAGAGCUCUUCUGUCAACAAUGACCUGAAAGACCUCUUUGGUUAAGGAUCUGGGGUUAACGAGACGCUGAAUGAUUGUGGAGAACUUGCAAGAGUUAGAUUGUUUGUUUGUAUUUUUUAGGCCACUUGGACUCAAAACCUGACUUGUUUUCACAUUCUGCUGGAAAAUGAACCAGAUUUCCAUUUCUACCGGACCAGAGGGGCGAGCUGUGGGGAUGGGAACCACGUGUUUGAAUUCUGGGGGUUUAAUACAGUUUUAUACUUCAAAAUGUGUGGGGUUGAAACUUGAUUUGGAUUAUUUAAAGAAAAAAUAACGCAUUCCUCUCAUAUUCAAUAGAUGAUUUCUAUGCUUUUACUGCUCUUCCCAGAAUAUUUUAGUAUUUCUGCUGCAUGUCUAAAGCGAUCAGAUGUUUGGCUGCGAAACAAAGACGCCCGAGUCCAGUAGGAGGUAGCGGGAAGCUGCAGCCACUGAUCUGCAUCCAAAUCUGGAACCAAACCAAUCACAAGCAUCAGACCAGCAGUUUUGCUUAAAGUGGGGCAAAAGACACAGCCGUCUCCAUGGCAACUCUUCCUUUGCAGCAUCACUAAUCCAAUCUUUUUCAACAAUCUCUGCCUUUUUUCUUCAUUUAUUUUGAUAAUUUAACAUAAGGAAAAAAUCUGAAUGAAUCAGCAUAUCACUGACUUGACCAGAUGUUUAGUUUGAACAUUUUCUGAUUUAUUUUGUGAUUGUGCCUUGGAGUGGUACACAAACGCUCAUCCUUCCGCCUCAGGCUGAGCUUUGAGCCAGUAGUGCUGCCUCGUCUACAAAAAUAUCAUUUAAAAAAAAUCCUCGAUUAUUUAUUUCCAGCAACCAAUCACAUUUAAUUUCAUCUGUUUAUUUCCACAUCAUCUCAACGACUCGCUGUUUCUAAGCAACGCUGCCAUCCUGACACUUGGUGGUUUUCUGAAACAAAAUCGUAUAUAUUUGUACUCCAGCUGUGUGAUGGGCUGUGCUGCUGAUGUAUGAAGUGUAAAUGUACAGUUAUUUAAAAGGGAUUAGUUUGCCGGGGGUCUUGUGAAUCUGGUAAAGAGGCCUUAGAUGAGUCGAGUGCAAUAAUCCUUCCUGUUGAGGACCAGCUUCAUUUACUUCAUUAGGUUUUCUUAACAGCUGAGCUUUAACAUCCAUUUGUUUGAAAUCUUACAUUUUAGAGAGGAGUCACUCAUCCUGGGGUUUUAAUGCUCUGAUUUAUUCUUGUGAUGAUGAUUGCUGUUGGUGUCUUUUAAUUCAAUCAUGUAAAAGAAGUUCCACAUAAACAAAAACCACCACAGACACACAGUGUUACACACUCAUCCAACCUGCCAGGCUUCACUUUCUGUGUGUGUGUGUGCGAGUGAAGGCUUUUUGCACCAGUUUUGGUUCUUCUCUGGUUGGACAUCGUGGCAGAUCUGCCAGAGUUCACUCUUUCUACGAAGCGAUUAGUAACUGUCCUUCCUGUGAAGUGUGAGCUUCGUUUGUGUAGAGGUGCUGGCGUCCGAGAUGGUUUAAUGAAGAGCUGUAAAUAUAUAUAUAUAUAUAUAAAAAAAUACACAAUCUGAUAUUCUUAA